GGGACGCUGGAAGGAGAAGACUGGGACACAUUAGACACGCGAAGAGCAGAGCUUUGGUGAGCGUUCUCUGCCAGACAAAGCCGAAUCCGGAGAGCUGCUUAUUAAUAUACGGGAUUUAUAAAACACCAACAGUUAUAAAGGAGAAGAUGAGGAAUUACCAUACUUUGUGUCGGCACAUCAAUGAUGGGCAGCAGUGACCGGACACCGGACACCAGGAGACCUGAACUGGACACCCCUACACUGGCACCGGGAGACCUGAACUGGACACCCCUACACUGGGACCGGGAGACCUGAAACAGACACCCCAACACUGGGACCAGGAGACCUGAACUGGACACCCCAACACCAGGACAUGGAGACCUGAACCAGACACCGCAACACCGGGACCAGGAGACCUGAACCAGACACCCCAACACCGAGUUCGGGAGACCUGAACCGGACACCCCAACACCGGGAACGGGUGACCUGAACAGAACACCCCAACACCAGGACCUGGAGACCUGAACCAGACACCCCAACACCGAGACCGGGAGACCUGAACCAGACACCCCAACACCGGGAACGGGUGACCUGAACCAGACACCCCUACACCGGGAACGGGUGACCUGAACUGGACAACCCAACACCAGGAACGGGUGACCUGAACAGAACACCCCAACACCAGGACCUGGAGACCUGAGCCAGACACCCCAACACCGAGACCGGGAGACCUGAACCGGACACCUCAACACCAGGUCCUGGAGACCUGAGCCAGACACCCCAACACCGAGACCGGGAGACCUGAACAGAACACCCCAACACCAGGACCUGGAGACCUGAGCCAGACACCCCAACACCAAGACCUUGAGACCUGAACCGGACACCCCAACACCGGGAACGGGAGACCUGAACAGAACACCCCAACACCAGGUCCUGGAGACCUGAACCAGACACCCCAACACUGGGACCUGGACACUUGAACUGGUUCCCCCGGGACCUGGACACUUGAACUGGUUCCCCCAACACCAGGACUGGACACCUGAACCGGACACCCCAACACUGGGUCCGGGAGACCUGAACCAAACACCCCAACACCGGGACCGGGAGACCUGAACCAGACACCCCAACACCAGACCUGGACACUUGAACCAGUUCCCCUGGGACAUGGACACUUGAACUGGUUCCCCCAACACCGGGACCUGGACACCUGAACUGGACACCCCAAUACCGGGACCUGGAGACCUGAAUCGGACAGGGGAACACUUUCCAGGACCCACUGAGGGAUGUGGAGACAUGGGGACCCAUGACAGCUGACGCGCCGCACACCGGGAGGAUCGGACACAGUGAUGGCUGCACUUGCCAGUAAAUUAAUCCGGCAGAAGAGAGAAAUCCGAGAUUCUGGAGGAUCCCGCCCCGCACCCCCCCAGAGGAAAGUCUGCCCCCGAGGAACCAAAUCCCUCUGCCAGAAACAGCUUCUUUUCCUGGUCUCCAAAGUCCGACUCUGCAGUCAGAAAGCAGCGAUGGACAAGGACCCCGAACCGCAGUUGAGAGGGAUUGUGACCCGUUUGCUCAGUCGAGUGGGAUAUUACCUCCAAUUCCUUCCGGACGGGACCAUAUCAGGGACUGCAGAGGAACUCAGCCCUUAUACUCUCUUCAAUGUUAUCCCUGUGGGUCUUCGGGUGGUGGCCAUCCAGAGCUCGGCCUGUGGCCUGUACAUCGCCAUGAAUUCCGAGGGUUGUCUCUAUGGAUCGCUUCAUUUUACGGCCGAGUGUCGCUUCAAAGAGAGCGUCUUCGACAAUUACUUUGUCACCUACUCCUCCACGCUUUACCGCCAGCGCAGCUCUGGUCGCGGAUGGUACUUGGGCCUGAGAAAAGAUGGACGACCCAUGGAGGGCAACCGGGUGAAGCGGCACAGACCCGCUGCCCACUUCCUGCCCAAACUCAGCGAGGUCGCUCUCUAUAAAGAGCCAUCUCUUCACGAUGUCAUCACAAUGUCGCCAAAGAGACAUCUGAGCGCGAAGCCCAGCAUGCGGGUAAGGGGUGCGCGAUGAAGGACAAGGAGCCGGACAGAACUCAUGGGAAUAUUCCGGGACUAACAGCAAUAUAAAUAUGGGAUGGGGCCGGGGGAGGGGCUCAUUUAUCUCUAUAAUAUAACUAUGAAUACUUCUGGGAAUUUAUACAAAACAAACUUUAAUAUCAGGAAGGGGAAACAUGCUGCAUCUUCAACUGCAAUAAUAUCCUAAUACCUGCCGGACUGGUGCAAAGAGCUGACACUUCAUUCCUUCCAGGCUGGUACACAGAGCUGACACUUCAUACUACCUAGGAUAGUACACAGAGCUGACACUUCAUACCUUCCAGACUGUUACACAGAGCUGACACUUCAUACUACCUAGGAUAGUACACAGAGCUGACACUUCAUACCUUCCAGACUGUUACACAGAGCUGACACUUCAUAUCUCCCAGGCUGGUACACAGAGCUGACACUUCAUUCCUCCCGGCUGGUACACAGAGCUGACACUUCAUUCCUCCCAGACUGGUACACAGAGCUGACACUUCAUACUACCUAGGAUAGUACACAGAGCUGACACUUCAUACCUCCCAGGCUAGUACACAGAGCUGACACUUCAUACCUCCAGACUGGUACACAGAGCUGACACUUCAUACUACCUAGGAUAGUACACAGAGAUAACACUUUAUACCUCCCAGGCUGGUACACAGAGCUGACACUUCAUACCUCCCAGGCUGGUACACAGAGCUGACACUUCAUACCUCCCAGGCUGGUACACAGAGCUGACACUUCAUACCUCCCAGGCUGGUACACAGAGCUGACACUUCAUACCUCCCAGGCUGGUACACAGAGCUGACACUUCAUACCUCCAGACUGGUACACAGAGCUGACACUUCAUACUACCUAGGAUAGUACACAGAGAUAACACUUUAUACCUCCCAGGCUGGUACACAGAGCUGACACUUCAUACCUCCCAGGCUGGUACACAAAGCUGACACUUCAUACCUCCCAGGCUGGUACACAGAGCUGACACUUCAUAUCUCCAGACUGGUACACAGAGCUGACACUUCAUACUACCUAGGAUAGUACACAGAGCUGACACUUCAUACCUCCCAGGCUGGUACACAAAGCUGACACUUCAUACCUCCCAGGCUGGUACACAGAGCUGACACUUCAUAUCUCCAGACUGGUACACAGAGCUGACACUUCAUACUACCUAGGAUAGUACACAGAGCUGACACUUCAUUCCUCCCAGGCUGGUACACAGAGCUGACACUUCAUACCUCCCAGGCUGGUACACAGAGCUGACACUUCAUACCUCCCAGGCUGGUACACAGAGCUGACACUUCAUUCCUCCAGACUGGUACACAGAGCUGACAUUUCAUUCCUCCUGGCUGGUACACAGAGCUGACACUUCAUUCCUCCCAAAAUGGUACACAGAUCUGACACUUCAUACCUCCCAGGCUGGUACACAGAGCUGACACUUCAUUCCUCCCGGCUGGUACACAGAGCUGACACUUCAUACCUCGCGGACUGGAGAACUCUGCAUCUCAGGAAGCCUCAAACUCUGUCUUGCUGCAUUCGCCAUUUGUCGGUUAUAAUGUAUAUCUGCAUCUCCUCGGCAUAUACCGGUGCUGAGCGGCUUGUAUACUAAUCUGCUGUGUAUGUGUAUAUCUUCUAUGUUAUCCUAUGAAUGAGAACAUAUAUAAUAUAUUCUGUAUAUCACUGUGCAUCCGUUUAAUAAAUGCAAAUUUAUCCGCCAAUUUUA
Molecule: messenger RNA, 3755 nt
Organism: Rana temporaria (common frog)
Lineage: Eukaryota; Metazoa; Chordata; Amphibia; Anura; Ranidae
Gene: FGF11
Product: fibroblast growth factor 11
Exons: 5
Coding region: 1326-2030 (234 amino acids)
Biological process (GO): fibroblast growth factor receptor signaling pathway; cell differentiation; positive regulation of protein phosphorylation
Cellular component (GO): cytoplasm
Molecular function (GO): fibroblast growth factor receptor binding; growth factor activity
Source: RefSeq, a predicted model, not a curated record